Zophobas morio is the source of this 864-nucleotide messenger RNA. RefSeq names its product zinc finger protein 64-like. The transcript has a single exon. Lineage: Eukaryota; Metazoa; Arthropoda; Insecta; Coleoptera; Tenebrionidae. Gene Ontology annotation, molecular function: RNA polymerase II transcription regulatory region sequence-specific DNA binding; DNA-binding transcription factor activity, RNA polymerase II-specific. The record is from RefSeq and is a predicted model, not a curated record. Gene Ontology annotation, biological process: regulation of transcription by RNA polymerase II. The coding region runs from base 1 to 864 and encodes 287 amino acids.
AUGUUGACCCGAAAUAGCAAUAAAACACAAAGUGAACGAAUUUCCAGAAAUGUCCGUUCUGGAAUUCUCAAAAACAACCACAAACAGCGUUUUAGGUGCGAAAGCAGCAAAAUCGAGCCCUACUACUGCAAGGAAUGCAAUUUUCGAACUCAACUCACCAUAGUGUUCAAACAACAUACGCGAGUGAAUGGAGACCCCCUUGUCCGAACUUACGUCUGUGAUAAGUGCCCCUUUGAGACUCAUUUCGUUAUUAAGUGGCUUCAGCACACAACCGAGUGUACGACAAAUAACAAAACUCCGGACUUGGAUAGGGUUAUAAAUGAUCAUAGUUACUCUAGGCACGAAUACAAACAUGUUAAGUUGCCCCCAAAUCACUCCCAAAUGUGUUGGCACCCCUGUGCUCUCUGCCCCUUCAAAACCGGUUAUAAGUCACACUUGAAAGUCCACAUGAACGUGCACCAUCUGGCAGGCGACGACAUCAAAUGGUACAGAUGUGACCAGUGCCCGUACAAAGCUAAACAGAAUUCUAAUUUAACAAAACACAUAAUGGUGCACCAUUUAGACAAACACGAUGUUAAAUGGUACAACUGUGAGAAGUGUUCCUACAAAAGUAAGUUCAAUUUUGGGCUCAAAAAGCACAUAAUCACGCACCACAAGCGUGUAGAGGAUAUCGUGUGGUUCAGAUGUGACCAGUGUCCAUACAAAGCCAAAUUCAAGACGUGUUUAAAUAGACACACGAACUCGCGACAUGGGGACGAAAAGGACAUUAAAUGGUACAAGUGCUCGAAGUGUCCGUUCAAAGCCAAAGUGAAAUUUAGUGUGAAACGACACAUGAAAGCCCAACAUGGGUUUGAAAUUUGUUAA